Molecule: messenger RNA, 2103 nt
Organism: Oreochromis aureus
Lineage: Eukaryota; Metazoa; Chordata; Actinopteri; Cichliformes; Cichlidae
Product: polyserase-2-like
Exons: 10
Coding region: 49-1782 (577 amino acids)
Biological process (GO): proteolysis
Molecular function (GO): serine-type endopeptidase activity
Source: RefSeq, a predicted model, not a curated record
UAUAAAAACUGUAAAAAGAGGGACACACGAGAACUAUGCAGUUACACAAUGGUGUUAAGGAAGUGGAUUCAUUUGAUGGCUUUGGUGAGCCUCCUGUCUGCAGAAUCAAAUGCUCAGCUUGAUGUAUGUGGCACUGCUCCGCACAGCAGCAGGAUAGUCGGAGGUGAAGAUGCUCCACCUGGACACUGGCCGUGGCAGGUCAGCGUGCAGCUAUUUGGUGGACAUUUUUGUGGCGGUUCCCUCAUCAAUAAAGAGUGGGUGAUGUCUGCUGCUCACUGCUUUUUUAGUUCAAGUCCUUCCAGAUGGAAGGUUUCUCUUGGUCUUCAGAGUCUGCAGGGUGAAAAUCCAAACAAAGUGUCCAGAAAUGUUGUCAAAAUCAUUUUGCACCCAAACUAUGACAGUGUGACCAACAACAACGACAUCGCUCUGCUCAGACUCUCCUCACCAGUCAGAUUCACUGACUACAUCAGACCUGUGUGCCUGGCAGCAAGUGGCAGUGUGUUCAAUGAUGGCACUGAUAGCUGGGUGACUGGCUGGGGUGCAGUCAAAGAGGGAGUGGCCUUACCCUUCCCUCAAACGCUGCAAGAAGUGGAGGUGCCAGUUGUGGGAAACAGACAGUGUAACUGCCUGAAUGGAGUGGGCACAGUCACAGACAACAUGAUCUGUGCUGGUGUUCUGGCAGGAGGCAAAGACUCAUGCCAGGGAGACUCCGGAGGUCCAAUGGUGAGUAAACAGGGCUCUGUUUGGGUCCAGUCUGGAAUUGUAAGUUUUGGUUUUGGUUGUGGUCAGCCCAAUCUGGCAGGAGUCUACUCCAGAGUGUCCCGUUACCAGUCCUGGAUCAGGUCCCACAUUCGCUCUAAUAGGCCAGGAUUUGUGCAGUUCAUCUCCAGCGGGCUGGAUCCUGACAGCAGCUACACCUGUCCUGGUUCUCUAACAAGACCCUCAAUGUCAGUUUGUGGCAACACCCUCGUGAACAGUCACACUGGAGGAGACAAGAGCACUGUACCUGAAGGAAUUUGGCCCUGGAUGGUAAGUCUUCACCAAAAUGGAGUGCACAAAUGUGGAGGAAGCUUAAUAUCUGACAAUGUUAUACUCACAACUGCGCAAUGCUUCUCUACCACCAGUCCAAAUGCCAGUGAAUGGAAUGUGUUUCUUGGUCUUAGACUCGUAAAUGGUUCUGAAGAGUUUGAGACAUCUUUGGGUGUUUUGAACAUUACAGUGAGCAAAAUGACUGGCUCCAAUAUUGCACUAUUGCUGCUGUUUGAAUCAGUCAGUUUCAACAAUUAUAUCCAGCCUGUGUGUUUGGACAUUAGUGAUUCAAGAUCUUUCCCCAUUGGUAGUCAGUGUUUGGUGACAGGCUGGGAAAACAGGAACAACAGCAGAGGUGCUGUUAAAGCUGGCAUAGUUCGCCAAAACAUGAAAACUCAAGUUGCAAGUUGUGGCAAUCUUUCUGAUUCAGAUCAAAUUUGUACUCACAUCAUGGACCUUCAAGAGGGAGAUCAGGGCAGCCCAUUGCUGUGCAAGUCAGAGUCAUCAUGGUUCCAGGUUGCUGUAGUAACCGUCUAUGAAAGUAGACUGAGCCAUGGAGAUGUUGACGUCUUUACCAAAAUCUCAAGAUUUGGGUCAUUCUUAAAGGAGAUUAUUGAUGAAACACCAUCUCCUGCAGCACUUUUAACAGGAAGUUCACCUGAUUUCUCAGUUUCCUUAUUGAUGUUUUUUUGCUGUCCUCAUUAUCUCCUUGUUCCUGUUGUCAUGAUUUGCUCUUGUGGGUGGUUGAUGUAGUUCAUUAUUACAAAUUACCAACAGAUGCCAAAAGUCUUUAUUAACACCCAUUCAUACUUACUUAAUGUAGUUAUGAUGCUCAGGUCAAUAUGAAGAAAAUUAUUCAUGUGAAUAUUUCAAAUGAAGUUUAAAAUCUUUUUUUUUUUACAUUUUGGAAUGUGAUGGUAUGUUUCUCUAAACUAAUUAUACAGGAAUAUGUCUUCUCUGUGCAUUCUGAAGCUGUUGUCUACUUAAAAAUUGUAUAAAUCGUGUAAGAGCAAAAUUGAAAUGUAAUUCUAAUUACAUACUUAUUAUAAUAAACAUUGAUAAUGUUUAAAAUAA